This is a messenger RNA of Dermatophagoides pteronyssinus (European house dust mite), 3428 nucleotides long. It is a transcript of the gene IleRS-m, whose product is annotated as Isoleucyl-tRNA synthetase, mitochondrial. The record is from RefSeq and is a predicted model, not a curated record. Lineage: Eukaryota; Metazoa; Arthropoda; Arachnida; Sarcoptiformes; Pyroglyphidae. Gene Ontology annotation, molecular function: isoleucine-tRNA ligase activity; aminoacyl-tRNA deacylase activity; ATP binding. Gene Ontology annotation, cellular component: mitochondrion. Gene Ontology annotation, biological process: mitochondrial translation; isoleucyl-tRNA aminoacylation.
UUCGGCUGGUUCAAUUUUUGAAUUGGAUUUUUUUUUUUAAAUGAUUCAUUUUUUCAAAAUUUUUUGCCAAUUUUAAUUAAUUUCGGAAAAAUGUUUAAAAUCCAUAAAUAUCAAUUGAUGGCCAUACGUUCAUGGCUACGAUUAUAUCGUCGAUUUCAAUCGUCACAAUCCUAUACACAAACAUUAAAUUUACCACAAAGUAAUUUUCCAAUGAAACAUUCACGUAAAUUAGAGCUUGAAAUUGAACAACAACAGAAUAUAAAAUUUGAAAAUUUAUUUGGAAUAUCAUCAUCCGAACAACAAAAAUGUGGAAAAUUCGUUUUACAUGAUGGUCCACCAUAUGCAAAUGGUGAUGCACAUUUUGGUCAUGCCAUCAAUCGAAUUCUCAAAGAUAUUAUAGUCAAAAGAAAAUUAAUGGAAAAUUAUGAUGUUGAUUUUCGUCCCGGUUGGGAUUGUCAUGGAUUACCAAUCGAAUUGAAAGCAAUACCGAAUUCAAAUUCAAAUUCAAAUGAACUGGAUCCAUUGGAAAUACGUGAUCGUGCACGACGUUUAGCAUUCAAUGCAAUCGAUCGUCAACGACAAGCAUUUAAUCAAUGGUUUUUAUCGGCCAAUUGGUCCGGUAUUUAUCGAACAAUCGAUCUGGAUUAUUCUAUUCGUGAAUUGAAUGCAUUUUAUUCAAUGUACAAAAAUGGUUUAAUUUUUCGUGAUCGUAUGCCUGUUUAUUGGUCACCAUCCACAAGAACUGCAUUAGCCGAAGCUGAACUUCAAUAUCAACCAGAUCAUUUAUCUCGUGCUGCAUUUAUACGAUACCCAGUUGUUGAUCAACAAUAUGAUGCCUUAAUUUGGACAACAACACCAUGGACAUUGUUGGCCAAUGAAGCAAUUGCUUUUGGUGAACGAAUGAAUUAUUGCCUUAUCCAAAUUGAAGGUGAUAAUAAUCAACGUCCAUUAUUAGUUGCACGAGAAAAUCUUCCAGUAAUUCAGGAAAUGUUUAAAAAUCGCCAUAUUCAAAUUGUUAAAGAUUCAAUUUGUGAAUUUGAAAAUUUUCAUUAUCAAGAUCCAAUUAAUGGUAAAUGUAAAUCAUUUAUAUCAAGUAAAUUGGUAACAUCAUCAAAAGGUACUGGUCUUAUUCAUAUUGCACCCGAUCAUGGACAAGAUGAUUUUAAAUUAAUGCGACAAUAUUCGAAUGCUAGUAAUAAAGAAUCGAUUGUAAAAGAAUCGAUUGUUGAUGAUGAAGGUCGAUUACGAUUACCGAAUAAUCAAUCUUCUAUAUCAAUAAUCGAUGAUAAUCAAGCAUCAAAUUAUGUUCUACAGAAUUUAUUACCAAAAGAAUCUAUUCUAUAUGAACAUGAUUAUUUACAUAGUUAUCCAUAUGAUUGGCGUAGUUCAAAACCGGUUAUUAUAAAACCAUCGGAUCAAUGGUUUUUAAAUUUAGAAAAAUUAAUUCCAAAAUGUUUAUCAGCAUUAAAUGAUGUUCGAUUUUAUCCGGAAUUAUUACGAAAAGAAAUGUUAAAUCAAUUAUCAACAAGACCUAAUUGGUGUCUAUCGAGACAACGAAAAUAUGGUGUACCAAUACCAGUAUUUUUUGAUCAAAAAACUGGCCAACCAAUUUUGAAUGAUAAAAUUUUUCAUACUUUAAUGAAGAAAUUCAUACAUGAAGGUUCAUUAGAUAUAUGGUGGAAACAAUCACCAUCUGAAUUAUUGGCCGAAUGUUCAGAUUGUAAUUCAUUGGAUCUAGUCAAUUUGAAAAAAAGUGAAGAUAUUUUGGAUAUUUGGUUUGAUUCUGGUUGUAGUUGGUUAACUGUUUUGGAUUCAAAUCAAAUUGCUGAUCUUUAUUUGGAAGGUGUUGAUCAAAUUCGUGGCUGGUUUCAAUCAUCAUUAAUAACAUCGGUUGCAUUACGUGGCCAUGCACCAUAUCGUUCGAUUAUAAUACAUGGAUUUGCACUUGAUGGUGAUGGUAAAAAAAUGAGUAAAUCAGUGGGAAAUGUUAUCAAUCCAAUGGAUAUUGUUAAUGGUAAUGCAUUUCAAACAAAUCAACAACAACAACAAUCAAAAAAGAAACUAUCCGGUAAUGAUUGUGGUGUUGAUGGUCUACGUCUUUGGAUUGCACGUAAUGCAUGUACACAUAAUGAUGUAAAUGUUGUUUUAAAUGAAUUUCAAAAUGAUAUUCCAACAAUUUUAAAUCGUUUUCGUAAUACAUAUCGAUUUAUACUUGGUUAUUUGACAAAAUAUUCACCAACAGAUCAAUCAUUUUUAAUUGAUUUUUCAAAUAAUCAACAACAAUCGAUACCAUUGAUUGAUCAAUAUCUUUUAUAUAAAACAUUAAAAUUUGAUCAACAAGCAAGAAAAUAUUAUGAUGAUUAUCGUCUGGGGGAUCUUAUCGAAACGAUGAUACAUUAUUUUAAUUAUGAAUUUUCAACAUUUUACUUAUCAAGGAUUAAAGAUCGUUUGUAUUGUGAUCCAAUCGAAUCAAUGGAUGUUCGAUCAAUUUUAACUGUUUUUCAUUAUGUAUAUAAUACUGUUGGAUUUCAUAUGGCACCAAUAUUACCACAUUUAAUUCUUGAAUGUCAAAAUUAUUAUCCAUUCGAUCACCAAGCUGUUGUUGGUAAUGAUAAUGGAAUGAUGAUGAAUCCAGAUGAAUCAGAAUUAUUACUGAAACAAUUCAAAUUAAUACAAUCAAUAAUUGGACGUAUCAAUGAAUGGGCACAAUCAAAACAUCGUUUAAUCGAUUUGGAUUGUUAUUUAUCGAUAACGAAAAAUCAUCCAAAUUCAAAUGAAAUUUUCGAAACAUUUCAACGAUUUCAACCGAAUUUAUUAUCGAAAAAUAUGAUGGAAAAUCGUUCAGAUUUAGUUGAAUGUUUACAAGUUGCACGGGUAUCAUUUGGAAUUGAUGAAUCGAACGAUAAUAAUAAUCGAUAUGAUGAAUGUUGUCUGGAAUUACGUGAUACGAUACUAUCGAAUACUAUCGAUUCGAAUCUUAACGGUAAUGACGAUGAUGAUGAUGAUGAUGAUUGUCAACUUCGAAUCUAUUUAAAACGAACCGAAAAUCAACAAUGUCCAAGAUGUCGUCGUUUUUCAAUGAUAAAUGCUGAUAAUAAUCAAAAUCUUUGUGUUCGAUGUAAUUUUAUAAUGUUACAUCAUAAAUGAUCAAAGAAAGAAAGAAAAAAAGUAAGCAAAAAUCAUGUUCACACUACACACACAAAACAAAAAAAAUUUUUUUUUGUUUUUUAAUUUUCAAAAUUUAGUUAUUUAAAAUCAUUAUUAUUAUCAUCAUUUAUAUAAAUUGUAUAAAUUACACAGCAAGCGAACAAGAAUAAGGGAAAAGAAAGAAAAAGAAGAUUACUGGGGGAUGAACAACAACCACCAAACUUGUUAAGGAAUGUUUAACGAAAAGAUUUUCUUAUAAAUAAAAUAAAAUAAAAAUUGGA